AUGGACAAUUUAACUUUACCAGAAAACAAUUCUUCAGUUCAACUAUUGUUUUCUCCCCAUUUUUCUUCAAAUGAUUUUAUUUUUGCUGAAGUGGAUAAGAAUUUAGUUAAUUAUCUUUUAAAUGGAAAUGAAAUUUAUAUACGAGGAUACAAUUCUGAUGAAAUUGUUUUGUGUACAAAAACAGAAACAUUUUGUUGUAAAGAACUUGAAGUUUCAAAUUUUUUGCUUAUUUUAGAGGAUACAAAUGCCUUAAAUGAAGUGGACUUAUCUGAAGAAUUAUCAAUUUCGAACAAUUUGAAUAUUAUGUCAGUUACAAAUAAAUUUCUUGAAACUUCACGGAUUCGACCAAAUUUAACUCAAAAAUUGAAAGAAUUAUUUAAUGACCAUAAAAUUGAAUUGUUUACAAAGGAUGGAUGUUCUGCAAAUUUUGGAAUUUCUUUGGAAACUAUUUUGUGUUGUAUACAAGCUAGUGAAGAAGAAUUAAUCAACAAAUUGGGAGAACUCCUUGUUAUUGAAUUAGAGGGAAAAUUCUAUUGGAUAAGCAACGAAUAUAUUGUGAAGUUUAUUGAAAAAAUUGCUGAAGCUGUUGACAAUGCUGGUAAAGAUGAAAUUUCAUACUUUUCAAAAGAUGAUUUGCUUCAACUUAUUUUUUUGGAAAAUAUACAGAUGGAGACAAUUGACUGGGUUUUGAACAAUUUUUGUGAUAAAAAUGGUUUUUGGUUUAAUUUAUAUUUUUUGGGAGUCAGGCCUGUAACUAGGAUUUUUUCUGUUCCUACCUGGUUACGGGCCUGUUGA
Molecule: messenger RNA, 795 nt
Organism: Meloidogyne enterolobii
Lineage: Eukaryota; Metazoa; Nematoda; Chromadorea; Rhabditida; Meloidogynidae
Source: the annotation of a GenBank genome assembly